This is a messenger RNA of Linum tenue, 504 nucleotides long. NCBI's taxonomy places the organism in Eukaryota, Viridiplantae, Streptophyta, Magnoliopsida, Malpighiales, Linaceae. The record is from the annotation of a GenBank genome assembly.
AUGAGGAAGAUGAGGGGAUUCAAGUUGGGGAAGCGGUUUUUCCGGGUUGCGAAUUGGAUCUUCGGCAAUAGGCGGAGAAAUCGUUCUCCCUACGGGCGGCUGAUCUCGGAAGAUGGCAGGUCGAAGCCGAUUAACAAGCUCGUCCACUGGGGUCGCCGAUUGACCACCGGAGCCAAAUCGCUUUGUUUGGCAAAAUUCGGUUACCUGCGGGUGGAGCAUGAGGCGUUGUGUGGGAAAGCAGCGGCGGUGCCGAAGGGGCAUCUGGCAUUCUUUGUGGGGGGGGGGGGGGAAGGACGGCAGCGACUGUCACAGAGUGUUGGUGCCAGUGAUUUACGUGAACCACCCUCUGUUCGGCAAUCUGCUGAGGGACACGAAGGAAUAGUACGGGUUCGACCAGGAAGGCGGGAUCACGAUUCCUUGCCCUUCGCCGAGUUUGAACAGCCAGGACCCGGAUUGAUGCCGUUUUCGGCGCUGGCCGGCGGCAGCCCAAGUUGCACAGGUUGA